Messenger RNA from Armigeres subalbatus, 8439 nucleotides. It is a transcript of the gene Galphao, whose product is annotated as G protein alpha o subunit. NCBI's taxonomy places the organism in Eukaryota, Metazoa, Arthropoda, Insecta, Diptera, Culicidae. Bases 788 to 1852 code for a protein of 354 amino acids. Gene Ontology annotation, molecular function: GTPase activity; GTP binding; G-protein beta/gamma-subunit complex binding. The transcript has 9 exons. Gene Ontology annotation, biological process: adenylate cyclase-modulating G protein-coupled receptor signaling pathway. The record is from RefSeq and is a predicted model, not a curated record. Gene Ontology annotation, cellular component: heterotrimeric G-protein complex.
AACGAAGGAGGAAAAGUCAAACAGCAAGAAUAAGAGUAGCGAGUUUUCCAGCAGCAGGACGGGCGCGAUUCGGGCAGGCUAAAUUUGUGCAAAAUCACCACCGACGACCAGCAGGGAAUUCAUCAAUGAAAUUGACGCGGCUGUAAUCGGUGAAGUGUGUUGCGCUAAUUGAAUAGUUUCCGUGAAAACCGCGCGACCAACUGCCCUGGAAAUCUGGACCGACGACGGCCGCCCUAGUGGAAAAUUGGUGUUCUCUGGUGAAAAGUGAAGUGAGACUCCCAUCUUUUUUUCCUCCCUGGUGCUGUGGUUUUUAUCCAGUUUUGUUAAUCCGAGUACGUCAAGUGCUACAAAGGGAAGAUUAAAGAGAAACAUCUGUUUGUUUAGUGAAAUCUCUAACAUAAAUAUAGUGAGACGUUAGAUCUCUGGAUCGUACCUAUCCAUAGCCGCUUAUUCCGGAACGCAAGAGCAAAGCGUGUAGCGAAAAGGCUGAUAAAUAAAUAAGAUCACCUAAUAUAAACAAGUGUGAAAACCGUCGUGUGGCGAUCGGCACCGCAGAAGCAGAUCCACAGCCAAUGCAUUGUACGUACCAAUAAACAGAUAAGAACGGUCCAAAAGAAAUUUUUUAUUACGAAUAUAGAUCCUCUCCAAUGAGUUGUUAGUUUUCGUAAUCGAAUAAAUUCCACACAAGACUAGGCCAUCCUUAUAGUGCUAACCAGUGACUAAGGCUACUUUGAAAUUUGGAUUCGGAACAAGUGAAGUGAGUUAAGAAAAAACCGGAAACACCACCAUGGGAUGUGCAUCGUCGGCUGAGGAGCGCGAGGCAAUCGCUCGAUCGAAACAAAUCGAGCGAAAUUUAAAGGAGGAUGGAAUUCAGGCAGCUAAGGAUAUCAAACUGCUUCUGCUGGGAGCUGGUGAAUCAGGAAAAAGCACAAUCGUAAAACAGAUGAAAAUUAUUCACGAAAGUGGCUUCACGUCAGAGGAUUUCAAACAGUAUCGGCCAGUAGUAUAUAGCAACACAAUCCAAUCGUUAGUGGCAAUACUGCGGGCGAUGCCCAACCUCAGUAUUGCGUUCGGAAAUAAUGAGCGAGAGUGUGAUGCGAAAAUGGUGUUCGACGUGGUGCAACGGAUGCACGAUACAGAGCCCUUCUCGGAAGAUUUACUAUUAGCGAUGAAAAGACUGUGGUCGGAUUCCGGGGUGCAGGAAUGUUUUUGCCGAAGCAACGAGUACCAGCUAAACGAUUCUGCUAAAUAUUUCCUAGACGAUCUAGAUCGAUUGGGUGCGAAAGAUUAUCAGCCAACUGAGCAAGAUAUUCUGCGGACACGAGUUAAAACCACCGGCAUUGUGGAAGUGCAUUUCUCCUUCAAAAACCUUAACUUCAAACUAUUCGAUGUCGGUGGGCAACGAUCGGAAAGAAAGAAAUGGAUUCACUGCUUCGAAGACGUCACCGCCAUCAUCUUCUGCGUUGCCAUGUCGGAGUACGAUCAAGUGUUACACGAAGAUGAAACCACGAACCGUAUGCAAGAAUCGCUGAAACUGUUCGACUCUAUCUGCAACAACAAAUGGUUCACCGAUACCUCGAUCAUUCUAUUCCUGAACAAGAAGGAUCUGUUCGAAGAGAAAAUUCGGAAAAGUCCUCUUACGAUCUGCUUCCCCGAGUAUACCGGUGGACAAGAAUACGGCGAAGCGGCGGCGUACAUCCAGGCGCAGUUCGAGGCGAAGAACAAGUCCACCUCGAAGGAGAUCUACUGUCACAUGACCUGUGCCACGGAUACCAACAACAUCCAGUUUGUGUUCGACGCCGUUACCGAUGUUAUCAUAGCCAAUAAUCUGAGGGGAUGCGGUCUGUACUAAGGGGUCCUUACCAAACGGACCAAUGGUUUUGAGCGAACCUCUUGUUUUUGUUUAUUUGUUUUUUUGUACUAUUAUGUAUUGAUUGGAUGAAGGGCCUGAGGUAUAGGCAGUAUUUAUUACAAAUUUGACUAUAAAUAUUACAAAGUAUAUAGAAAUACAACAAACAAGAGGAAAAGUUUAUAUUAGGAGGGAGUUAGGAAACCGAAAAAUGUUUGAGUGGUCUCAUUACAGAGGGCAAAGAGAUGAGCUUGAGUGUCUUGAGUAUGGUAGGACACAGAUGAGAUUACUAGCGGAGCGAGUGGCAAAUGCCACAUUAUGGUAGAAGAGAAGCAUGGUAUGGAUAUCAGUGUUCAUGAAAAAGUACAUAUUUUAGUAUCUUUUCGAUUAAUUACAAUCAAGCACACAGCAUACACAUUCAAACGUGCAUGCCCCAAAUUUCAACGGGAAGGAGCAAACAUGUAUUUUUACUACUGCAAAUUGUAGCAUGGGAUGGCGACUAACCGUUUAACCCUGUUUAUUUGGAGCACAAAGGGCUCAAAAAGUAGCAUAAAGAAACACACACACACAAACAUGAAUCACUUGAGCGCUCAUUAUAAUUAAAGUUAUAUAACAUAUUAAACUUAUACGCAGAAGAAGCAAAUCGUACUCAUACAAGAACCAAUUUUCUCGUACAAGCAUUCGCAUAAAUCAGAUCUAUAUUUGUAUUUUGAUACGUCUUUAUCUAAAAAAAAGUUUAUUUAUUUUGUACAUUUAACCUACCCAAGCACAUGACGAGUUAUGGAUCUACAAUUCUAUUAAUAUUUAUUUUAGCGUGUAACUUAAAAGCCAUGAUCGUUCGGUUUAAAGCACAACGUGUUGUAACGCUUUCGAUGGUAGUCCUACUAGACAACAAACAAGAAAUAGCAGAAAAUCAGGCGAACGGGAUUUGAUCAAAGCAAACCGCGGAGGCACAAACGCAAUCGAAUCGCAGUAUGCCAUGCCAUAUAUUUUUUUUCGUUCUUUUAAUGAUUCUGCAAGCGUUGCAAUAUUAUUCGUUAUGAUAGUGUAAAUAGCUUUAUAAUUUAUAGAUCAAAGAAAUAGCCAUCGAAAUAUCCAAAGAUAGGCAAGUGAGUGUGGAGGGAACAAACACUUCUAUCACACAAAUUUAUUUAUUAGGUUUAAUCACAACAUGGUCAUUUCGCUCAUGCUUUCAUGCUUCUGAGAAAAUACUUGGUGAUUUAAGCAUUAACGUUCAACCAAUCAUGGUUUAUUAUAUGCACGUCUUUACUAAUUAAUUAAUUUAUGUAUACAUACAUUCCUAAGUAUGGUUUCUCAUUAAUUUAAAAAAGAAAGUUGCCUCUUAUUUGUCCUAAUAUUAUCGUCAACUCAAGAACACCAGAGCGAAAAAUUCAAAAUCGCAGUGACAAUUUAACCAACAACUCUACUUCAAACCACAAGCGACCAUAAAGAGCAAGUAUUAUACUUUGUACAUUCCUCGGACGCCUUCCGGCUAAAGGAAUUCGAUGAACAUCCACCAGAACUCCAAGACGAGACAGACGUCAGCAGUGUAGUAGCAGUUGUGGAAACUUUUGACACGCUUUUGAUUCAAUGUCAUGACUGUCAUGAGCAUUGUCGUAUGAUGUUGGGGAUUGUAUUUCUCAUCCAGAGGAAUAGGCAUGGGAUCCGAUAGGUGAAGGGUAUGUUUUUAUUUUAUUGAAACAGGGGCAAAAAUCAGUAAAUCAGUCAAAGCACAUCGAAUGAAAAAAUAAUUGUCUCUUUUUAACGAUCAUGUUUUUCACGGCUAGAUUCUCACGCACAUUUAAACACCCUCAAGUGUGAAUCGAUCCACUUAUCUUCACUGGUAAGAGCUAUUCACAAGUGUGAGAAAUGCUGAAGUUAUGGUAAAUUCCAAAAUUUUCUCCGAAAACCGAAAUUUGCCUAGUGAAUAAAACUAAACGUGAACAUUAUCUUUAUGCUGCACAAUUUUUACACUAAGUAUCAUAAGGUCGUAACUGCAUUAAUCGAUUUCUCUUCGUUGAUGUUAGUUUCUUGUCAAUGGAGCGAAUUGCACUGCCGAUGAUUUCAUGAUUCGGUGUGAUAGAGGAUGAUUAUACCUUGCACCAGAGGCAACACUCACGGCAGUAGCUUUUGGUCAAGCUGAGCUAUUACCGAGACAUAAAAUCGAUGAAGAAAAAUCGAUCAAUGUAGUUUCGCCUAUGGUUAGAUAUCUUGAGGUGGAGUUAGAGAUUAUUUAAUGUGUAACCGCCGUUGGAACAGCUGACACAGAAGGACAGUAGUGGCGUUCUGACGAAGCUUUCUCCUUUCGUUCUUUCUAAGGAUUUUACAAACGAAUUCGUCAUAUUAUCCGUUCAACCUAGCUGCUUUGUUGAUUCCCUUUUCGCCGCUUCAAAUUCCAUUGGUAUUUAACAACCGGUGUGCAAUCAAGUGAAGUUUUUAUGCACAAAAAAAUGGUUUGGUACCUACUUAUAUUUAGUGUGUUGUCCUCUUUUCUAUUUAUUAAGAGGUCUAGAAAAGGAGUUAUUCAUUCAUGCUUUUCCUCAACAGUGAACUUGAUUGUUUUGUGAUUAAAAUGCAACAAAUCAAGUGUCUGUGGUGUCUGUUGUAGGUAGCGCUCUUUCAAUAUUGCGAAGAUGUCAUCCACAUAACGUCUUCAGAUUUUUGGGAGAUUUUUCUAUUUCAAAAUCGCUCAUGAACGCAUCAGCUAAAAGUGUUGUUUGUUUCUGCCACAACUCCUUUUUCGUUUAUAAGAACAAUAAGUGUUGUGUGCAGUCUCACGAGUAGAAUCAUAAGUACUGGAAUGCUAGUGGCGCUGUAGUCAUUUAAAUUAUUUUGUCAAAUUAUGCUUCAACAAGCUUCAAGCUUCAGCUUGUUUGGUUUCAUCUCCAACAUCGGUUUGACAGUUGUAGUACCGGUACUUUGGCUGCCAGGUCGAAGUAACCUAGAUGUUAGUCACGCGAACAGGAACGACAUUAGCAAUCUUAUAGGGCACUGCACGGAUUGCUUUGUCUCUUUCUCGCUGCAAAGAAAUUAGAAAACAACAAGGCUACUAAACAUCAAAAUUUAUGAGGAACGAAAAAGAAAGAGAUGUUUCCGUGCAGUGCCCUAUACUUUUGAAUCAACUGUCUCACGUCGCAUUUUAUGUGUGAUACAGUUCUUACGUCAAAUAUCGAAAAAUGAGUUAUUGCUAAUAACUUUUUCCAAAAGUUAUUUGGAAUUCGAAAAAUCUGUUAAACAUGUAACCACUGUAACGCUUAAAGAGUACUAUAAUUUUGUCUAACAGAGCAUUGUUUUAAUUACAAAGUGUGGGACCGGACGUAAGAGCGAAAUUACAAAAUGUCAUGAAGUUAAUGUAAUUUGACUUUAUUUUGGUGCCCAAGCCGUCGAUUUCAGAUUUAUACAAGAUAAAGGUCCAAAAUUUCAGAUUACUUUUCAAAAAAAGUUAUUGGUAAAUCUCAUGACACAGAAAUAUUAUUUCCCAAAACUGUUAAGAAUCAAUUGCCAUGAAACUCUACACACUUCCAGAUGUUUAAUUUUUCACCGGAGCCUUCCUUAGCCGUGCGGUAAGAUGCGCGUCGACAAAGCAAGCCCAUGCUGAAAGUGGCUGAUUUCGAUUCCCGGUCCACUCUAGGAAAUUUUGCAGGUUGGAAACUUUCUCGACUUCUCUGAGAAUAAAAGUAUUAUCGUGUUAAGCUCAUGAUAUACGAAUGCAAAAAUGGUAAUUUGACAAUGCCCCAGUCAGUGGGGGAUGUAAUGCCAAUAACAAUCUUUCCCCAUUAUCACGGUAUACAGAAUCAAGGUAGGCUCGUAAAGAAAAUGACAGUUCAAAAGUAACGUGAUUGCUAUCGCAGUAUGAACGAGUGCAAAAGAAGGCCAAACUCAAUCGUAGAGCGUUGGCUUGCUUUGUCCCUAGUAGCGAUAGCAGUGACGUCAAUUGUUUACAGUGAAACUUUAUGUUUACGUACAUGACGAUAAUGCCUUGUUUUUGUAUGCCGUGCCCAUUUUAGAAAAUGUGCUCCAGCAAGUGGAUCUUUAAUUGGGACAAGUUGACGCCCCUUUAAUUGUGUGUGUAACAAUUUUCAUUACUUAAAGCUCAACCUGCCCUAACUACAUCGCUGCACCUUAGCUUUCAUGAAUCCAUAAUACAGUUUAGAAAAAUGAGACCAUCACCUAAGCUAACAUAAUUAGCAUUAAACUGAAGUAAAACGAAUCAUGACAUCAUUUGUGCCAAUUUUGUAGGGAAAAUGUUAUGGAUUGAACUAGAUUUUGUACGCUAUUACUUAGGCGCAUGUUCCACUCAUCGUUUUUUAGUCAAGUCAAGUCAACCUAGCGAUAUGGCAACACGUAGAGGAAUCCGACCUCGAGUUAGUUUCGGUUUGGCUUACUCACACCCAGUCGAGUAUUCAGUACAGACCCCCAAUGUAAAACAAUCCGCGAUGAAACGACCAAAACAAUAUUUAGGAAAACCAGAAUAAUAACUACGUCGUACAAAUGAGAACAUGUGUUAAAAAUCAAUCAUAAGAUGUAAUCUCUAUUUUUUCUAAACUGUUGCAUUGCGUUGAUAGAAUUUGUACGUAACUUAUCCAGCUUUAAUUAUAAUUAUUGGUUUCAACUAAUUUUGACAAUCGCUCCAGUUGUUGUUGGUUCUACUCUAUCGCAUCGUAGUUACAAAUUUUUACAUCUUAAUCCAAUUAUUUCAAUAAGCCGUACAGCUUUUUCUUGAGCGCUAAUGGUUACGAGAUUGUUCAUCAAAUCGAGCAUACACUGUACUUAAUGACAUCUGUAACAUACCAAACCUUGAAGGCUAAUCACAGGACUAACAAAAGUUCUUCAAAACGUUAGAUCACAGAUUGAGUGAUUAUUCUCCCUCUUUUUCUUUUAGUGCAGGAAUCAGGUGAAGAUUAAAAGAAACUCAACUAGACAUAAGUUGUCUAAAGUAACGUGCAUUGUAUGCUCACGUUUUGAAUUUACUCGGGUGCCAAUAUCAAGCAUGGUUUUCUACAUUAAGAAAAACUAGCUAAGCUAAAUCACAGUUCUUUCUCAAAUUUCUCAAGUUCAUCACCUAUAACACUGUAUAAAAGCUAUCACAAUUCCAAAAUUGAACUCUAGUCAUUGCAGCUACCAAAACUUUACUUGCGGCAAACAAAAGGCAAUGACGCAACCAAAAACAGUUAGAUUUAGUUGAAUCUUAACAAAGGCAGAUUCAUGUAAUUUAUUAACCAAAGUCAUUAAAGCACAAAAUUAAUACUUAUGCGUUACAGUUAUCAUUUACGAUUUUCGUAAACAACAACACUGUUCACUAAAUUUUGAUCUACUAUCUUAGAGAGAAACCCAAAGAUGGUAGUUUUGCGCAUUUAGCUAAAUAAUAAAAAAAAAAUCCAUUCAAAGCAUAAUUUCCAACAAAAAAAUGCUGCUAUUAUAAUAAAAAUAAAACAAAAAUACAAGUUAGUAUAUAUUUGACAAAAUAUAUCCGCUUACAGAACAUUAUUAGUAUAUUUUUUGAACAACAACAAAACCUAAGUAGUAAAAACGAGAAAGUAAAGGAUAGUUUUAGUAGCAUAAGUAAGCAAGUCAUUACAAAAAAUUACAACACUAUUAAGCGAUUGAAUGAAAACUAUAGAAUAGUGCUGUAAAGUAAAUUACAGAGACAGAACUUCAAACCUCCAACAACAACAAAACUUAUAUCAAACAACAUCAUCUCCAAAUCAAAGAGAUAAACAAUAAGACGAUUCAAAUGCGGCAAAAACUAUCCAAUAAUUAAAAUCAGGCCCUAAAACACUGAAUCCGUUGGAUCUAAAUUAUCCAGAACGGGAUGCAGGAAGAAAAUCCUAGUUAAGAUGCAAAUAAGAAGAUCAUAAAGAACAGCCAAUGUUGAAUCGUGAAACCAAGUUGUCGAUGCACUAUUUAAAACAAAGAAAGAAAAAUGAGAUAGAUAAGAAUACGUUUAGUGAACAAAGCAAAAUUAAAAAAAAAGUAGACUUAACUCGAAACCAAAUUUAAAAUAAACAAAACACUUAGUCAUAAAAUCAAACCAAUAAAUGAACAAAAAUCAAUCUCAUGAAAGCGGUUGAGCAUCAGCAAGAAAAAUAAGCAACAGAACUAGACAUUCAUCACCAUUGAAUAAUUAUGGAAAUAUAUAUCGCAGAUAACAAGUCGGAAGCAGUACAUCAUAUACAAGCAGUUAUUUUCUAUUAUUAUUUUUCGGGAAAGUAAAAUAAUACUAACGAAGAAACACAAACAAAAACAGCAGGCAAACAAACAGUGGUGAAUCGAUCAUAAGCUAUUCAUUGCUACUGAAAAAUAGUAAACUAAUGCUAAUCGGUAAGAGUAAAUAGUUCUGGUUAAAACCCAGUGGAACGGAAUCAAGUAAACCAACACACAACCAAAAAAAAAACCCUACUUGAAACAUCACUCUGUACGAAUGGAAAGCAAGUCAGAAAACACAAAAGUGAACAAAAAAACUACACUUUGAUAAGAAGGAAACAAAAACGGUAAAAUAUAUAUUUAACUUAAUGUGUAUGUAAUUUUAUGUGUGAUGUAAAAAAUCGGAACAAAUAAAUGCGUUUUAGCCACUAAAGUCAUAAAACUAA